ACUAUAUACAUAUAUAAAGAGAACAAAAGCAAGCAGCUAAGCACCCCAAACUAGAAAAAACGAAGAUAAGCAAAGUGAAGAAGAGAAAGAGAGGAGGAGGAGGAGGAGGAGGAGGAGGAGGUAACAGCAACACCAUGGGAGUGGAUUACUACAAGAUAUUGCAAGUUGAUAAGACUGCAAAAGAUGAUGAUUUGAAGAAAUCUUAUAGGAAAUUAGCCAUGAAGUGGCAUCCUGAUAAGAACCCUAAUAACAAAAAAGAAGCUGAGGCUAAGUUCAAGCAAAUCUCUGAAGCCUAUGAUGUUCUUAGCGAUCCACAGAAAAGAGCAGUGUAUGACCAAUAUGGUGAAGAGGGUUUAAAGGGUCAAGUACCACCACCUGGUGCUGGUGGUGCUGGUCCUGGAGCUUCAUUCUUUUCUACUGGAGAUGGACCCACAUCGUUUCAUUUCAAUCCUCGAAAUGCUGAUGAUAUUUUUGCUGAAUUUUUUGGGUUUUCUCAUCCGUUUGGAGGGAUGGGAGGAGGUAGUGGUGGUGGUGUUGGAGGCAUGAGAGGGGCAAGGUUUCCUGGUGGGAUGUUUGGUGAAGAUAUCUUCAAGUCCUAUGGUGAAGGUGGAGGAUCAAUGCAUCAAGGUGCUCCUAGAAAGGCUGCUCCAGUUGAGAAUAAGCUGCGAUGUAGUCUUGAAGAGCUUUAUAAGGGAGCUAGCAAGAGAAUGAAGAUAUCCAGGGAGAUUGUUGAUCCAAGUGGCAAGCCUGAGCAAGUGGAGGAGAUUCUAACCAUUGACAUAAAGCCAGGUUGGAAGAAAGGCACAAAGAUCACCUUCCCUGAGAAAGGGAAUGAAAUGCCAAAUGUUAUACCAGCAGAUGUAGUCUUCAUUAUCGAUGAAAAACCCCACCCCAUAUUCAGUCGUGAUGGAAAUGACUUGAUCCUCACACAAAAGAUUUCCUUAGCUGAAGCCUUGACAGGUUACACUGUCAAUCUCACAACCUUAGACGGAAGGAACUUGACCAUUCCUAUCAACACCGUGAUUCAUCCAAACUAUGAGGAGGUUGUUCCGAAGGAAGGGAUGCCAAUCCCAAAAGACCCCACAAAGAGAGGAAAUUUGAGAAUCAAGUUUAGCGUCAAGUUUCCAACAAGGCUAACUGCAGAGCAGAAGGCAGGAAUCAAAACUCUCAUGGGACCUUGAGAUCAAUAUUAGAAUGGGAUGCACCUCCACAGAAAUGGGGCACUUUUUGUGAAUAUGCAUUUUAGGAAAUUACCAACCAGAAUGCGAUGCACUUUUUGUGAAUGUUAUUUAUGGUAUCUGCCUUUGAUAGUUUCAGUUUUGGAAAAUUCUACAAUGCCUUACCCUUUAGGGGAGCACAUCAUGCUUGUAAUGCUUUUCUUUUUUCACAUAAUUCAGUGCUUUUAUUUUUUAGCAAAACUUCCACUGAGUUCUACAAAACACUCGAUGCAUUAUGUAAUUCAGUAAUUUUGUUACCAAAUUCGGUGAUGUUGUUGCAGAAAGUGAUUAUACGAAUCACCAAGUGUGAUGAUGACUAUAUUAUGGAAUUUGGUGACCAAUUUACUGAAUUGCAUAAUACAAUUGAGUUUUUUAGCAGAACACAGUGAAAAUUUUGCCAAAAGCUCCCCGAAUUAUGCAAAAUGCCAGCAAAGGCUUCCUGGAAAGGCAUUGUGGAGGCAGCUUUUUCUGUUUUGGAGUGCACGAUGCCUUCUCUUUGAGACAGAAGCGGUCGAUGUCAAGGGUGUUAAAUGAUAAGGUGUACUGAACUUUAUUACACUAAUAAAAAUUGGCUCCAGUUUUUUUUGUGGUGAA
Molecule: messenger RNA, 1811 nt
Organism: Populus nigra (black poplar)
Lineage: Eukaryota; Viridiplantae; Streptophyta; Magnoliopsida; Malpighiales; Salicaceae
Exons: 3
Coding region: 135-1181 (348 amino acids)
Cellular component (GO): cytosol
Molecular function (GO): protein-folding chaperone binding
Source: RefSeq, a predicted model, not a curated record